Ochotona princeps (American pika) is the source of this 1640-nucleotide messenger RNA. RefSeq lists its product as uncharacterized. Bases 630 to 1271 code for a protein of 213 amino acids. The transcript has 2 exons. Lineage: Eukaryota; Metazoa; Chordata; Mammalia; Lagomorpha; Ochotonidae. The record is from RefSeq and is a predicted model, not a curated record.
CACCGGGGCCUGCCCUUGGCCGAAACUAGAGUGAGUGUGCCGAAAGUUUUCCUCAACUACUUUAAAGAAUAACAUAAGCCUUUUCCAGACUGUUUACUAGUGUCCAGCUGCCCGGAAAGGUCCAUCUCGUUUCCUGCCCUCCUUCCAGCUCAGCCCUGGUUUUCCUCCACCAGCGAUCUGCUAGGCUACAUUAUUUUACUACAACCCUGGAAAAUCAAACUGUGAUCUAUAAACCUCAUUUAUGGAAAGGGCCGGAAGCUGUGGAGGCAGAUUACACACAAACUAGCUACGUGCACUUGGUUUGAUUGUAAGGCCUUCUUGUAGGGCGGUCUGCGUACCGCCCUCCAUGUUUACAAGGAGCUCAGGAACCCAGGCUUUCGGCAGGGAGCUAACUCAGUUUCAUUUUGAGCGUAUGGCGGGCCCUUAUCGUUUCGUCACCGGGUUUUGAAGGAAACUUAAAAUGUUUUUGUCAGAGAUUUAACCUCCAGGAACUCCUCAAACACUAUAUUUCCUGCACCGCGGCUUGGGUCUGCAAACUCUGGUUUCUAGCCCUCGCGGAGAGCAGUACGCCAAGGCGCGCUAAGCCUCGCUGCACCUGCGGAGAAGGGGGAACGUCUCCAGCGCUCGGAAUGCUGGCACCGCGCUUCCCGCGCUCCGCCUGCUCGCCAGCUAAGAACCCGCGGCAAGCCACCGAAUCCCUCCCGUCUGGGCCCUCCCCCCAGCCGUGCGUGCGAAAGCGGGCUAGCACCUUAACGCUUGCGCGAGCCGCCUGGCGAAGGGCAGGGGAUUUGUCGGGUCUCGAAUCCCAAGGCGAGGCCCGGACGCGCGCGCACGUCGCGAGCAGGGCGGUGGCGCUCCUGUCGCUAAAGGGAAGGGGGAUGGAAACUCAGGACGUUCUCGAGCGCUCGCACCAGCCGCCUUCCCGGGGAUCUCCCGCCGAGUGGCGAAGGAGUGGGUGUCCACGCUGUGCGCGACGCCUGUGCCGCGACCCGAGCCCACGCGCUGGGCGCACAGCUGGGCGAGGCCUCCUCCACGGAGCUUGGCGGGCGGCGCGGAGCCCCUGGGAGCUGGUUUUCCCGGGCGGACACGUGACGGGGUUGGCAGUGCUCGGGCCCAGGCUAGGAGGGGGAAGCGGCGAGCAGGAGGCCGGGGGCGGGCGGCUGGCGUGCUGUGUACUUAGGUCGUGUGCUAGGGCUUUUCUCGGGGGGGGGGGGGUGAGAGGGAGGAGGAGGAGGGGCCACCGCUCCGCCUUCUCUUUUUCGCAAUGUUGACGCAAUCUAUAAAUAGUGGAACAAAAGGACCAACUUCCUCGGAGCUUUGCUGAAACUGCACAAAAAAAUCGAGCUGGGGGGUUCCCUGGUCCCCAGCGAUGGGGCGGGGAGCCCGGCGCCGGGGGAGGGAGCGGGCGCGGCGGCGGAGCGGGCCCUGCCGAGCGGCGACACCUGGCUGAGGCACAGCUUACCGCCGCGUCGCUCCGCGCGAGCCCAGGGUUCCGUUUCCCUGCGCGGGCUCGAGAGCUCGCCCCGACCGGGGGUCUUCCUCCUGCGCCGCUGACAGGUUUUUCGUUCUGCCUAAGCAGGACCAUCCUUCAUUUACCUCGAACGGUGGACCCGCCGACAGCGUCUCCCGUGGACUUUGAG